Molecule: messenger RNA, 1134 nt
Organism: Chenopodium quinoa (quinoa)
Lineage: Eukaryota; Viridiplantae; Streptophyta; Magnoliopsida; Caryophyllales; Amaranthaceae
Exons: 4
Coding region: 1-1134 (377 amino acids)
Molecular function (GO): RNA-DNA hybrid ribonuclease activity; nucleic acid binding
Source: RefSeq, a predicted model, not a curated record
AUGGAAGGGGAAGUUGAUACGGUACUUGGGGUUCUUUCUACUUAUGAAGUGGCUUCGGGUCAGAAACUGAAUAUGGAUAAAUCAGAGGUGUCUUUUAGCCGAAAUAUUAAGCAAGAACGGAAAAAUAUGCUUCAGAUGAAGUUGUCUUAUAAGGUUGUCGAGGGACAUGAUAAAUAUCUCGGUUUGCCAACCUACAUUGGUGGAUCGAAGAAACAGUUAUGGAGUAAUAAGGAGUGGGACUUGAAUAUUCUUAAUGCUAAUUUUUCUGAGAUAGAGUCGUGGCAUUUUACCAAGGAUGGGAACUAUUCGGUGAGAAGUGCGUAUAAUUUAAUCGCUGAUGAGCAAAUGCGUGAUAUGGCUGUUACAUCGAAUAGUGGGAGUUCCUUUGAUUGGAGAGUGAUUUGGCGUGCCGAAAUUCCACAAAAAAUCAAACUGUCUGCGUGGAGGACUAUUAAGGAUGCUGUGGCUGCCCAUAGUAUUCUUGCUCGUAGAGGUAUGGAGGUUGAUGUGCUUUUUCCUAUGUGUGGUGAAUGCUGUGAGAGUACACUGCAUUUGUUAGUAAAAUGUGAAGAAGCAAGAUGGGCUUUUGAUAGGAAAAGACUUGACAAAAAUGAAGUGAUUCGCAAAGCUGUGUGUCUCGUGGGUGAGUUCGAACACGCCAAAGAGGUAUGCAAUAGCAAUUCUCCCUCUCCGAUUCUUGAGUGUGUGUGGAAACCCCCCUUGGCCGGGUUAAUCAAAAUAAAUUUCGAUGCUGCGAUUUUUUCUCCUAGUGGGGUGGGUUUGAGAGGUGUAAUGCGUGAUUCGGUCGGGGAUGUGGUAGCUUCUACUUGUUGCAAAGUUGAAGGCUGCUUUGAUGUGGAUGUGGUGGAGGCCUUAGCGAUGCGCCAUUCUCUAAAUGUUGCAAUGGAGUCUGGGUUUAGGCAUGUAUGCUUAGAGACGGACUGCUUGAAGUUUCACCACCAUCUUAUGAAAGGAGUGACUACCUCUACGGCUUUUGGGAUGAUUGUUAAUGACAUAUUGAAGCUUGCUCAAUUGUGCCAGAGUUUCUCUUUUUCCUUCGUGAAGAGAGGUGGAAACAAAGUUGCUCAUGCCCUUGCUAAGUGUAGUAUCAAUUUUGUUGGUUUUAUAGUUUGA